Tuber melanosporum (Perigord truffle) is the source of this 2765-nucleotide messenger RNA. RefSeq lists its product as uncharacterized. Bases 998 to 2671 code for a protein of 557 amino acids. The record is from RefSeq and is a predicted model, not a curated record. The transcript is spliced from 2 exons. Lineage: Eukaryota; Fungi; Ascomycota; Pezizomycetes; Pezizales; Tuberaceae. Gene Ontology annotation, molecular function: protein binding.
GGAGAAAACACAGCGAAAAAGAUUCCUUUUCAGCCCUCAAUUGAGACAUGUAAAAGGGAAAAUACAGCAGACCUUAACCUUACUAAGAGGGCAACUCCGACGUCCUGGCGAGAUUGGCACUCUGGGGGUUGCAGCAGGUAGGUUAGGACCACACAAUACGGGCCCAUAAGGCAUUGCAAUUGUACCGGUUUGAUGUGAUAAUAUCCACCAGCGGGUCCCAUCGAAACACCAAUACCGGUAUCGCAUUCUCAAAUCUAUGUCGCUGGAUAAUCGGAUAAGGCGGUCAAGGGCAAUCAAACUGUAUUUCUGCGUGCUGAUUACCACUGUGGCGCGGCCGUUGGUUCUAAACCAUCGCUCACAAAUUCUAUAUUCUCAAGAUCCGCUGGAGAGAAACAUUCCACUCGCCUCCUGGGUUAGUCGACUGGGGUGUAUGGCAUCAUACUUGAGAGUGAUACGGCUGGUUCUUGGCACUCCACAUUCAAGGUCUCUCCGGUGGAGGAGAAAAAAAGGGCCCCAGCAUCUCGGUCUGUCACUCACAACCCCGAUGGUCCCUUAACGAGAUCACCCUCAAAUGUCACAGUGCCUCCCUUGCCGCAUCUGUCCGCACAACAGAAAGCCCAUACGAAUUCCUUCAUUUCUUGCACCUGCCGCGCCAAUUGACAAGGCUACAACUGUUAUUCCCAGACGGCAUUUCUCAGCUCGGGGUAAACGUGACCUCCAAUAAUUAUUAUUAACGUUCGGUUCGGACUAAUUGGGGAUUACACUUGCUAACUCGUGACUUCUAGAAUCCGCCAUCUUCGUUCCCCCGUCCGGCCGAGCAAAUUGUUUUUUGAGGGCGAAUUCACGGAAACAGCACCGACCACGGAUCGACGCUGGACCGGGUCUACGGGGAUUCGGCAUUGGGCUGUUCAGGCGGAACAGUUCGGAGACGGAUAAACUGAAGGAAUUAAAGUCUUGGAGCAGCGGGCAAGCGGACCAAAGACUUCGAUGGCGUCUUAUGUCUUCGAUAUCCCGGCUCCUCCACAACCACAGCCAGGAGCAACCGCAGAAGUUUCUGAGACUUGCCGCUGCCGAAGGAAGGGGCGUAGAGGCGAUAGAGAGGGUGUGGGGAAAGCUGUCGCAGGGUGACCAACUCAACUUUUUCACCAGUAUUGGGACCUUCCUUGAGGAGCACUCGUACUGGAACAUGUUGCAUAGACUUAUGCAGUGGUAUUGCACGGGGACUCGUCCGCCUGGGGAUCAAUUUAAGAUUUGUGAUUACUUCAAUGCUAUUGUUGCAGCCAAGAUACCCACGCAGAGGGCGGGGGAAGACAUGGUGGUAUCCCGGGAUGAACGCAGGAGGAGGGCAGAUAGGCUUAUUACCAUGCUGCGCUGCAUAAUUUGCGGGAGUAAUUUUAAAGGCAGGUCUUAUAUUGCGCAAAGGGUCCUGCACAAGCUUAUCGUCAAUGCCUCCCUCGACGCGCUUGUGGGGCUUUAUGGAGAGUUGCGGAAGGCGCAGCACCUGGUAGGCAGAUACACGACUCUGCACUUUAUCAGUCGCCUAUCCGAUCUUCAAACUUGGGACGAGGCCUUUUCGAUUCUGAAAACCUUUGAGCUCGGCGAAGGUUUGGAUCUGAUGGCUGCGAAGGCCUGGCAUGUUUUCUUAAAGAUGUUCUACCAGGCAACGUACAUUGGCCGAGAGGAGUCCAACGGGGUCAUUCGGAAGAUGCUGGCAUGUAAUAUCGUCCCCACCACCGAGACGUACAAUAUCUUAAUGAGCAAGGCUGUCCGCGAGGGUAAUGAAGAUACAUUGAAGGAAGCGUUCCAGGAGAUGCUCCAGGCCGGCCUCAGUCCUACCAUGGUCACAUAUGGAAUAUUGCACAAGCAUUACAAGUUGGUCGGGAAGCGGGAGGAGCAGGUUAUGGUCAUCCGAGACGCAAUGAUGUUGGACAAGAGACUGAACGUGAUACUGGCCUCCGACAUCCUACACGCCAAGGUUCUUGCCAGCUCUUCCUACAUGGAAGUCUACACGCAGUUCACCAGGUUGUUCAGGCCGGGUGCAUUAGCGGCGCUUGGCCUCACUUCCGCAACGAGGUACCCGGUGCUAGAGAAACUGGGGCCGGACCACUACACAAUAGCCAUCAUGAUGCAUGCCUUCUGUCGGGAGGAUAGGGGCCUACGGGUAGCAUGGAGGAUGUACCGCGAGUACCAGAGAGUGCUGAGAGAGAUCACAAACCCUUAUAGAGCGGUGCUCGUUAAAGCUGGCAGUUUCAUCCCGAAUUCUUUCAUGAUGGCACUCGGAGCCCAUCAAGCGGGGUUACACUAUGCCGCCAGAGUGAUGGAGGAGAUGCUGCAAGAGCGAUCUCCAAUCAAACCGGGGGUAGUCUCGUGGUCGAUACUGCUACAGAUCUUGGUGAAGCGGGGGGAUAUGGCCGAAGCGGAGCGGGUCAUUGACCUGAUGAGGUCCAAGGGGGUGCAGCCGAACGCGGUCACCUGGACCACGCUGCUGAAUGGGUACAUGACUAGGCAUAAUCUCCACAAGACGGGCCAGAUAAUUGCGCGGAUGUCGCAGAUGUAUUUGCAACCGGAUCGGGCUACGAUCGAUAAGCUGACGGCGUACCUGAAUUCCCAGGAGUUGCUUGGUGGGAUAAGGUCUAUCGAGAAGCCAGAAGAGACACAGCAGGAGGGAUGAGGGGAUUAGAUUUGUAGAUUUUUUUUUGUAUUGUAUUGUAUUGGGCUAUACACUUGUAUAGUGACUGCUCUUAUAGACCAGAUUCUCAAUCUUU